Cylas formicarius (sweet potato weevil) is the source of this 3523-nucleotide messenger RNA. RefSeq names its product uridine-cytidine kinase-like 1. The transcript has 8 exons. The record is from RefSeq and is a predicted model, not a curated record. Gene Ontology annotation, cellular component: cytoplasm. Gene Ontology annotation, molecular function: kinase activity; ATP binding. Lineage: Eukaryota; Metazoa; Arthropoda; Insecta; Coleoptera; Brentidae. Bases 107 to 1789 code for a protein of 560 amino acids.
UUUCGUUAUUCUGUGGUUCGCGAAUUAAGUUCGUAAUCGACGUCGCGGACAAGCCGUGGCAGAAUCGUUUUCGGCGGCGGCGAAUGCGACGUAAAAUAGGUUGAAAAUGGCCGCGAAACUUGCGACGAUGGACCCGCCGUCGUCCGCCAGCUCCGAAAGCGACCUUUUGGAGGCGCACGAGUACGCAGAGGUGUUCCCGGACAUGGACGCGGAAGACGAGAAGAAAAGCGGCGACUUUUACAGCACACCCGCGUCCCCAAUCACGGUGCCGUACUGCCCGCGGCCCCCUUCUACGGGGUCGGCGCAAAAGUCGCCCCGGGCGCGCAGGCAGCGCACCACGUCCCUGAACCAGGCAGUUACCCAGUCUCAGACGGAGGUUAUGAUCCGUACGCCCCAGCGGACGAUUUACACCGCCGGCAGGCCGCCAUGGUACAACUGCGAGGGUCAAAAGGUCGAGCCUUUCGUUAUAGGUAUAUGUGGGGGGAGUGCGUCUGGCAAGACGACGGUCGCGGAGAAGAUUAUAGAGUCGCUGGGGGUGCCGUGGGUGACCCUGCUGAGCAUGGACUCGUUUUACAAGGUGCUCAACGAGAAGCAGCACGAGGUGGCGGACAGGAACGAAUAUAAUUUCGAUCAUCCGGACGCGUUCGAUUGGGACUUACUCGUCGCCACACUGCAACGUCUGAAGGAGGGCAGGAAGGUCGAGGUGCCCAUCUAUAACUUCCUGACGCACUCGCGGGAAAACCGAACGAAAACCAUGUACGGCGCGAACGUCAUCAUCUUCGAGGGCAUCCUGACGUUUCACAACCCCAAGGUCACCGAGAUGCUGGACAUGAAGGUUUUCGUGGACACGGACGCGGACGUCCGCCUGGCGCGGCGCCUCAAACGCGACAUCAGCCAGCGCGGGCGCGACCUGGACGGCGUCCUGAAGCAGUAUACCAGCAUGGUACAGCCUUCGUUCAACCACUAUAUCGCGCCGCUCAUGAGCCACGCGGACAUCAUAGUGCCGCGGGGCGGCGAGAACGAGGUCGCCAUCCUGCUCAUCGUGCAGCACAUCCACACGCAGCUCCAGCUGCGGGGCUUCAAGUUGCGCGAGGAACUCGCCCAAGUGUCCGCGAUGAACGGCGGCCCUUUGCCACCCACGGUCCGCCUUUUACCGACCACGCCCCAAAUCCGCGGUCUGCACACCUUCAUCCGGAACAAGGACACGCCCCGCGACGAGUUCAUCUUCUACAGCAAGCGCCUGAUCCGCCUGGUCAUCGAGUACACGCUCGCCCUGAUGACGUUCAACGAGAGGGUGGUCGAAACGCCGCAGGGGGUGCCGUACGCGGGCAAACGGAUGGCCGCGAACGCCAUCUGCGGCGUGAGCAUCCUGCGGGCGGGCGAGACGAUGGAACAGGCCGUAUGCGACGUCUGCAAGGACAUACGCAUCGGCAAAAUCCUCAUCCAGACCAACCUGCAGACGGGCGAGCCGGAGCUGUAUUACCUACGACUGCCCAAAGACAUCAAGGACUACAAGGUGAUCCUGAUGGACGCGACGGUGGCGACGGGCGCGGCCGCCAUGAUGGCUAUCCGGGUCCUGCUGGACCACGACGUCGCCGAAAGCAACGUGCUGCUCGUGUCGCUACUGAUGGCCGAGUCCGGAGUGCGAUCGAUAGCUUACGCGUUCCCCAAGAUCCAGAUCGUGACGACCGCCAUCGAUCCGGAGAUCAACGACAAGUUUUACGUGCUGCCCGGCAUCGGGAACUUCGGCGACAGGUACUUCGGCACCGAACCGUCCUGCGAGUGCUGAGUGGGCGUUCCCGCGCGUCGCGCAUAUUGAGAACAGGACACGUUCGAUUGUGGUUCAAGUUGCGUCUAGUCCCGGAAGUUUUCCCGAUUUUGUGUAUUUAAGAAGCGUCGCGUCGAAUUCGUCCCGUAAUCCAGGGGCGUGCGUAAAUUCAAACCGACGACGGUCGAAAAGGGAAAAAAUGGUUUUUUAUUUGUCACGUAAGAAAAUCUAAUGAAUCGUCCUCACGGACGCUGCUGACGAAAUGAGUAAAUGAUCGAAAAUCGAUUUUUCUAUAAAUUUCGACACCGUGUAUCUGGAAAACUAUGCAGGCAAUACGGGAAAAACGAAAAAAUUUUACUUUCCAUCAGUAGAUUUAAUAAACAUAAUUUUUUUCUGAAAAUUAUAAUAACUGUUAUUGAAUUAAUGAAAAAUCGAUUUCUCUAUAGAUUUUAACACUCUGUAUGUUGAAAAAGAAGUUAGUUACGACAAAAAAACAAGAAAAAUUUAUAAAUUCUCGAAACAUCAGCGGCGCGCCACGAUUUUAGCUAUAGGAUGAUUAGAUCGCCCUCUCGGGCGCCACUGAAAUUAAUAUAUAUAUUUUUUAGUUACACGAAUAAGCUUGUCAAGUUUUGACAAAAUCAGUUUUGUCGGUCGAUUUAAAAAACUUUUUUUUGAAAAUUAUAAUUAUUAUUAAUUAUUAUGAAUUGUUGAAAAUGGAUUUUUCUGUAGAUUUUAACAGUCUGUACUUUAAAAAAGAAGUAAGUUACAAAAAAAAAUCAAAAGAAAAAGAUUUAAGUUUUCAAGGGUCGAUCUAAAAAAAAAAAAAAAUAUGAAUUUUAGAAGCAUCAGCGGCGCGCCAACGAUUUUAGCUAUAUAUAUCGAUUAGCUCGCCCUCUCGGGCGCCACUGAAAUUAAUAUAUAUAUUUUUUAGUUACACGAAUAAGCUUGCCAAGUUUUGACGAAAUCAGUUUUGAGUAAUCAAUGGAAAACCGAUUUUUCUAUAAAUUUUGACACUCUUUUGACUGUAUAAAAAUAGUGGGAGGGAACAAAAAAGUUUCAUUUUUGAUCGGCCGAUCCAAAAAACAAUAUAAAUUCGAAACGUCAGCGGCGUACCGCGAUUUUAACCGUAAAUAUCGAUUAGAUCGUCCUUUCGGACGCCACUGAAUGGAACGUAAAUUUUUUCAAUUACACAAAUACGAUUGGCAAGUUUUAACGAAAUCAGCGGGUGCGUAAUUAAAUGAAAAAACGAUUUUUCUAUACAUUUUGCCGCUCUGUAGUCCGAAAACGAAGCCAGUUCGGAAAAAAAAACGGAAAGAACAACGAAGUGUCAUUUUCGAUAGGUGAAUUUGAAAAGAAUGAAUUCUUCGAAAUAUCAGCGGCGCACCACGAUUUUAGCUAAUUAAUAAUUAGGAUAUAUGUAUUUUGAAUUACACAAAUAAGCCUGCCAAGUUUUCAAAAAAUCAGUUAAUGCAUCGAUGAAAAUAGGAUUUUUCUAUAAAGUUGUAACACCCUGAAUCUCGGAAACGAAUACGCCCUUAAAAGAUGUUUUGUUCUUAGUGGUAACGUUUCGCACGCCACUGGAUAACGCCGACGUGGUUCCGGCGUAUGUUUUCGAAAAAACGGAGAAAGUUCCCCAAAAAUUGUGUUGUGCAAAGAAAUAAAGUCGGUCCCGAUAACUUUUCAAGCAUUAUAGUAGUUAAUUUGCCCGUUUGGGCACUAUGUUGAUUGUUUGAUUAGAAAAAUAACGAUUAGAAA